This is a messenger RNA of Cucurbitaria berberidis CBS 394.84, 1090 nucleotides long. RefSeq names its product alpha/beta-hydrolase. Lineage: Eukaryota; Fungi; Ascomycota; Dothideomycetes; Pleosporales; Cucurbitariaceae. The record is from RefSeq and is a predicted model, not a curated record. The transcript has a single exon. Bases 64 to 867 code for a protein of 267 amino acids.
CGUGCGGUGCGGCUGAAUCGUGAACAGUAAUUCCAUCUCUUCUCCCACCCCCAAACAAUCAUCAUGUCGCCCUCCAACACAUCAUUCUUCUUCAUCUCCGACGCCUUCUAUCCAAGCUCCUGCUUUCACAAAGUCAUUCCCCUCCUGCAAGCCCGCGGCUACUACGUGCGCGCACUCGAUCUGCCUUCCAUGAACCCUGUGCUCAAAGAGAAAGGCAAGACUCCAGGGCUGUACGACGACGCAAACUACGUCCGAGAGGUCGUCUCCGGACCUCUCGAUGACCUGCGAGAAGGAUCCAAUGUCAUCUUGGUAGCGUGCAGCUACGGCAGCGCCGUGGCGUUCGAAGCAUGCAAAGGUAUCACUGCUGAGGAGAGGCGACAGAAGCGAAAGGGCCCAAGUAGCGGCGGACAGUUGAAGCAUCUAGUUUUGCUGAGUUCAGUGCUUGCUGAGCCUGGACCGACAAUCGAAGAAUUAGUCGGCGCAAGCAUCCCCAUUGACCCAAAGACGCACUUGCCCGUUACGCACAUCGACCCCUUCGACGUGGAGCUCGCAGGCCCUGUGCUCUUCGGUGCUUUGCCCGCAGAGGAGCAGGAGUACAGUGCUGCAGCGGGCAUGUCCAUCUCUUCAAAGAUCUUCUUUGAACCACUGACAUUUCCUGCGUGGAAAAAGGUGCCUACUACCGUUAUCAUUGGAAAUAAGGACUUGGCUAUGCCGUCAGAGAAGCAGCACGAGUACUUUGACAAGGCGGUGGAACGGGGUGUGCCCAGCCUGAGGAAGGUCGUGGUGGAGGGAGGCGAUCACAUGUUGAUGUUGAGCCAUCCUGACAGGGUUGUUCAAGUCUGUUUGGAGGCUGCCGGGGAUGCGUAAAACAUAAGAAUUCAAGGUAAUGGCAAAAAUGUCCGCACUCGAAGUAUAACUCUUCAGACUCGCGAUAGUUCAACAAGUAGUCCCCAGGCGUAGGCGCUUCUUCGAUAGUAUUUACCGUUUAUUUUUGGAUGCAUGACCCACGUGCUACUAGGAGAGAGAACCCAAAAUGUCUAAUCCGCGCCCACGCCUGUUGAGCCAGCUACGGGAUUCUGCGAACCUACAU